AUGAGUGAGAUCCAGAACCUUAUAUUUGAACGAGAAAGUGAAGAUUCUGGUGAUGAUCUACGCAAAUCAUCAGAGCAACGACUGCUAACUUCAUCUUUAAAGUCUGACAAUGUUCCAUUGUUAAAUCACGAAAAUGUGAUGGUUUAUAUUAAUGGCGACGGCAAUUACUUGGUUAAUACUUUCGCUGUUCAUUCUAAUGAAAAUCAUCAAAAUAAUGACAGAAUUGGUCAUCAUGGUAUACAAAACCCAAAUUCUAGGAAUCAUAGUGAUCUAUUGGACAAGAAUCCCGAAGUAAUCGAUUUAACAAAAGACGAUGACGCCGAUAAGGAUAACUCAUCCUUAAUCGAUUUGGCAAAAACAAGAGAUAAAGAUGAUACAGAAGAUAGCUUUCGUCGACAAACAAUAAACUUCUCUCAAAGUAGUCCGAUUUUCAACAAUUAUCGAGACUUACAUUUCUAUCGAAAAACAUUUGCUCUUCGUCAAGAUAGCCCAAGAUUCAACUUGAAUUUUAUUUAUAUUAGGGAUCCUUUUUUCGACGCAUCAUCACUUCCACACAUCAUGGAUGAAAACUGGCACACUCGAGAUAAAAAAGAAUAUACAAUUCGUGGCAGAACGAUUUGGGCAUUAGCAAUGACCGACAUAAUUUAUCACACUCUUCCAUACGCGUACCCGGCAACGAUCCAUGCUAUGUUUUACAAUGUGAUGAAACCAGAAAUAUUCGAUGAACUAUGGAGAACAAACUCGCACCCCGGAGAUUUUUGGAUGUUCAAUUUUGCUUAUUAUCGGGAAGUCGGGGUGGACCGUCUAAUCUAUUAUCUAAAGUGUUUGCUGCAACCUAUCGCGAACAAAUUACUCAUAUUAAGGGAAAUAGGCGUCGUUGAUCGUAGAUUGGCUGUCACACGGUAUUUUUGGAAUAUCUAG
Messenger RNA from Ambispora leptoticha, 921 nucleotides. NCBI's taxonomy places the organism in Eukaryota, Fungi, Glomeromycota, Glomeromycetes, Archaeosporales, Ambisporaceae. The record is from the annotation of a GenBank genome assembly.